GUAGGCCCCUAAAACUGUAAAAGGAAAAGGAUGUGACGAUGUUUAUGCGACCGAACUCCGGGAAAAGUGCUUGUUGUCCAUUAUUAAACAUUCACAACAGUUACAAUACAAUAGCAUAUAAGUGUUAGCCGUGGCUACAUUGCUUUUUGUUAAUUGUUAUGUUUUUGCAUAAUCUAAAUAAAGUGUAAUCGUUUUGUUUAGGAAUUUAACCGUAAAUAUUAUAACUCCGGGUUAAACCAUAGUCGACCAUCUAGACGCGACGUCUGUUUGUGGCUCACACAUGUCAGCUAGUCUGUUAGCACUGCUGCAGUAACAGUUGGCUAGUUCCUUGGCUUCACUUUAACCUAUUAUUAAUGCUAUCUACUUGGUAAAACCAUUAAGGAUCAUCCCUACAUUUCUGCGUUGUUUUUUUCACAAUUGGGGGGCUCCCCCCUUUUUUGUUUUUUAAUCUGAUCCCACAUGAAUAAUUGUUGAUCACUGAAUCAUGAAGGUGAAUAAACAGGUUAAGGGCCAUGCUAAAUCUCAGAAGUGGAAGGAUGUGAGGGGCAAACGGUGCCGGCCUCCCAUCAGUUCCUCAGAGCUCAACUCGAGUCCUGUCAUGGCCCGGAUGGCGGUGGAACACCAGGCUACUAUGAAGAAAAAGCCCACCGUCAAGAGAUUAAAGAAUAAGGCAAAGCCUGUCUCUGACUCCAAGACAAAAACCCCUCAGUCUGGAUGUCAGAGACCUCCUACUCAGGCUAAUGGAAUCUCAGCCUUUAAAAUGGACAACGAGUCAAAUGACUCACUGGACUGGAAGGAGUAUUCCCAGUCCAUUCAUGGGAACGGUGUGGAGACCUCCGGUGAGGUGAAAGAUGUAAUCCCAGUUAGGCUGGAGGGAGAGUCUCUCCAUUACUGUGCAGAGAGAAAUGAUCGACAAAACCAUGCAGUACUUGUCAUGCAGAAGGAUCAGACCCUGUGUUUCCGUGGGAAGUGCUUUCUGACCUGUCUAUACGGUCGGGUAGAAGUGAUGGGGUUCACCAUUGAAGAAGGCCAGCAGUCGUAUCCACUGUUCUCCCCAGCGUCACAUUGUCCACUGACCAUUAGAGCACUGGAAAGCUCUGAUCACACCAGAGAUGACAAAACGGAGGCUUCCCCCAUCCUCCAAAAGUAUCUGACAUCAGCUUCACGGAAGAAGUUGCUAAAAACUAUUACAUCGAACUCCUCCAUUAUCCUGCUGGAGCCCAUGGAGACGCCUCUGACACGGUUUCUGUCGAGCUUCUCGGAUCUAAGUGAAUUGUUCAGCCCCACGAUGAGUGAACUAAUGUCAGCCGUUCUUGACACUCCACUCAACGGUAUGGGGAUGAUUCCCCUCGUCAAAGCCAUCGAUGGCCUGAAAAUGUCAAAGACCUACAGAGAUGCUCUCAACAUGGUGGUCAGCGCCUGCAGAGGGGACAUGGAUGGUUGUGCAGUCAUCCUCGUAUGUGGUACCAAGAAUGUGGGAAAGUCAACGUUCAUCCGCACCCUCGUCAAUACCUUACUAAACCACACUGCUAGUGUAGAUUACUUGGAAGGUGACCUGGGUCAAACGGAGUUCACUCCCGCUGGUUGCCUUUCUCUGUCGACUGUCAGUGAACCACUUCUGGGUCCUCCUUUCACUCAUCAGUACACACCAGAGCACAUGAUCUACUUUGGUCAUACGUCAUGCGAGACGGAUUUAGAACGUUACCUGGAGUCACUGAAGUCCCUGUGGCGUAGACGCUCCCAGAGCAGAGAGACCCCCGUCAUAAUCAACACCAUGGGCUGGGUCAAAGGAUUUGGAUUUCAGAUGCUAGUGGACAUGAUCCGCUUCUUCCCCGUCUCGCAUAUCGUCCAGCUGGGUCACAGUGGUGUCACCCAGUGUCCCGCCCUCACUCCGGAGUUUCUGAGGACGGCACACGGCCACCAGACACACCCACCUGCACAGACCGCUCUGGCCGAGUUCACGGAGAGCCACACUCCCCCCAAAAGUUACACUCACGUCAUUGUGCAAUCAGAAUUUCAAGGAGUGGGGCGCCAAGGAACAGCGAAGCACCAGCGCACUAAUGAGCACAGAGAGCUGUCACUGCUGGCCUACCUGAGUCAGCUGCAGUCUCCGGACCCCGGACCAAUUAGACCUCUACACUGCCUUACGCCGUACCAGGUGCCCCACACAGCAGUGGCUUUAGGUGUGAUCCAUUGCGAGGUUGUGCCCACUCACAUGUUUUAUGCUGCCAAUGCCAGUCUGGUGGGACUCUGCUGCCUGGGAGAGAAAGUGACAAGCAAGGGAGGCCCAGUGCUGCUGUCUCAGGCUCCCAUCUGCCCGUGCGUGGGCUUCGGUGUGCUUCGAGGAAUCGACACGGCGCGAGGUCUGUACUUCUUGCUGACGCCUGUAGAUCCCUCCAUCCUUCGUAAGGUCAACUGUCUUCUCUUGGGAGCGAUAUCAUUGCCUUCCUGUAUCAUCACAACACAGGCUGGCUUUGAAGGAGAGAUGCCCUAUAUCACCACAGACUACAGUUUUGAUAUCACUGGUGCAGGAAAGCUGCGAGUCUUCAAGGGACUGACGAGACCCAGUCAAAUGGGAAUGCAAUGACAUCGGUUUAUUGCUCUUUACGCUUCCUGACUGGUGUCUCACGCCCAACCUAUAAGGAUUGGCCUUUGAAUGUACAGAAUUGAGGUUCAGCUGGACAAUAUUUUUUUUUUUUUUACUUCAAGAUUCGGAAGACAGAGCAGCCACAGACUCUGCAGGAGGAGAUGGCUGCUUACACGUGGCUGGACUUACAACCUCCUACUAUACGUAGGAUGGCACUGUGAAGGAGUUUCUGUGUUUUCUGUCACAUGCACAAUAAUAUCACACUUUGUACUUAAAGCUCCUGAUUGAUGUCUCUUCUUUGUGUAGUUGGCAUUCCAAAGCAGCAAAUAAAUACAAAAACCUGCCAGAUAUUAAACAAAAAACACCUUUUGCUCGGA
Messenger RNA from Cottoperca gobio, 2964 nucleotides. It is a transcript of the gene nol9, whose product is annotated as nucleolar protein 9. The record is from RefSeq and is a predicted model, not a curated record. Gene Ontology annotation, biological process: cleavage in ITS2 between 5.8S rRNA and LSU-rRNA of tricistronic rRNA transcript (SSU-rRNA, 5.8S rRNA, LSU-rRNA). Gene Ontology annotation, molecular function: polynucleotide 5'-hydroxyl-kinase activity. NCBI's taxonomy places the organism in Eukaryota, Metazoa, Chordata, Actinopteri, Perciformes, Bovichtidae. Gene Ontology annotation, cellular component: nucleus.